Molecule: messenger RNA, 2427 nt
Organism: Colius striatus (speckled mousebird)
Lineage: Eukaryota; Metazoa; Chordata; Aves; Coliiformes; Coliidae
Gene: EIF4EBP2
Product: eukaryotic translation initiation factor 4E binding protein 2
Exons: 3
Coding region: 57-404 (115 amino acids)
Biological process (GO): negative regulation of translational initiation
Cellular component (GO): cytoplasm
Molecular function (GO): eukaryotic initiation factor 4E binding
Source: RefSeq, a predicted model, not a curated record
GCUGGGGGGGCGGCGCCCGCGCCGCGCCGCCUCCGCGGGGACAAUAGCGUGGGGCCAUGUCGUCCGCCGGCGGUCGCCAGCCCAGCCAGAGCCGGGCCAUCCCCACCCGCACCGUGGCCCUCAGCGACGCGGCGCAGCUUCCCCCGGACUACUGCACCACCCCCGGCGGCACCCUCUUCUCCACCACCCCCGGAGGCACUCGGAUCAUCUACGACCGCAAGUUCCUGCUGGACCGUCGCAACUCCCCCAUGGCCCAGACCCCGCCUUGUCACCUCCCCGAUAUUCCCGGCGUCACCAGCCCUGGCUCGGCCGGUGAGGAACCCAAAGCAGAUGCCAACAGCCUGAACCAUCAGGAGGGGAAGCCAUCCAUGGGGGACGACGCUCAGUUCGAGAUGGAUAUCUGAGCAGGAACCACGGAGAGGCAGCAACUCCCCAGACCUGUGCACACCCCAUUUGGCUUAGCAGGAUCCAUCCCGGCGAAGGAGAGGUGGCAGUGGCCCCCUCCCUGCCUGCCUCCUCCCCUCUUCCUUUCCUCCUCAAAACAAUCCUUGCCCCUCCUGUUACCCCAAACCUCCUGUUGCUGGCAGCUUGGUGGUCCGGAGCUGCAUCACCCCCUUUGCCCUUCCUCCCAGAAAAUUUGGACAGCCUUUCCAGAGCAGGGGAAAGCGUUGCUCCUAAAACCAAGAACCCACUUGCACCCCAGGGAGGGUUUUUUUUCAGUUCCCCUGGGACCCGCUGGCAUUUGGUGGUGGAUGACGUUGUCAGCCCACUCCCUUCGGUGCUCUGGGGGUCUGAGUUAAUCCUCGAUGGCGCUGGGCAGUGUGCCCGCAGCUCUCCGUUAUCUGGAUUUCUUCUGUCUCGUCCCUUUGGCCAGGUGCUGCAUCCCCAACCCACCAGACAGGACUGAAAGCAACGUAGCCAUAUGUUACAAAAAAACCUUGCUUUUAUUUUUUUUGGUACUAAAAAGGGGCACUUUACCAGCAAUGCUUCUGGGUUUUGGGGCUGGGGAUGAGUACCUCCGAGAAAGUGCUUUCUAGUGCUUGGUUUUUAAUCCCCCCACCCACCCCUUCAAAAUGUGAAUAACACAGGAGUGAAAUCCCUGGUCGCUGUUGGAUGUCUCAGGAAUAGCUGGGUGCCCGGGGACAUGUGGGGGCUCUGCGGUGCCCCAGUUGCUGUCCCCUGUUUGCUUUUCACACUGGGACUUCCUCCCCCACCAGUCAGGUCAUUCUGCCCUUGAAACCCACCCCUAGAGAUGGGAUAUCUUUUUUCUUCUCUCUCAGCGUGACUCUCACCUGGAAGAGCAGCGUUGGGUGAGGGCAUGUGUGGCAGGGGACACCGCGGGGGUGUCAUGCUGUGCCCCUCCCGAGCCUGACAGCCCCUCUUCUUUGAUUUUACUACCUGUUGGGAGCCAUCGACAGCUUUGCAACCUUCUCAAGUGCCAUUUUAUGAGCCCCCACCUGAGUGCCUGUUCCAUCCACCCUCUGUCCCUCUCUGAGGGUGCCCCCCUGCCCGGUAGCCAGCCCUGGGGACUCGUUGCCUGCUGGGGCGGUGGCUUGGUGCUGCAGGCUUUGUGCACUUUCCGUCCGGUAAUUUAUUUCUCUAGGUGUGUUUGGUGCGGGUCGGCGCGGCGGUUGGUUGCGAGCUCCCAUCUUCCACCUGCUUUUCUUGUGAGGGGGGAGGGGGCUGCAGUUCUCUUUGGGGGGAAAAAACAGCAAAAAAACACCCUCAAACCCUAAGGGAUUGGGAUGUCUGUCCCAUCCUUUCACUUGCGUGGGUAGUGCUCGGUGGGACACGACAUGAACACGCAGCCGGCCGUCAUAGGCGCACGAGUGAGUGAGUGCAAGUAGAAAUAUGUAUAUGCGUGUGGGUGGGUGGUGAUAAGACACACACAAAUAUAUAUAUUAUAUAUAAAUAAAUAUAUUUUCCUUAAAGAGAAGAUCCUAGGAGGUCUGUUAGGUCCUCGGAUCGAGGCAGGGGCAGGGGCAGGGGGCGAGGACAUCCUCCGCAGAGUGGGGACAGCCGCCGCAGCCGCAGGGACCCGGCACCUCGGGCACAGCCACUCGUUUUGGGAAACCUGCUGUCCAAGCCAAAAGAAAAAAAGCCAACAAAGCUAUCCAAGGACAAUCUACCUUACGGACAGGAGCCGGAGGGAAACCACUUGUAUUUUUUAAACACCCCCUUUCCUGACCUCCUUUCAUCUCCGUUCCCCUUCCCAGCGGCUUUCUCUCGGUUCCCUUCUAGAGCCAGGCUCGGGGCUGAAAAGCAGGGAGGGAGUGCCUGGCCUCGCUGGGGCAGCUCCUCUGCUAGUCAGGGUAUCGAUUUGGGUUUGUUUUCUACCGUCUCUUCAAGCAGGUAUUUGGGAGGAGAAAAGCUCUCGCCAGUGGUUGCUGUUACAGUCAGUUCAAUAAAGAUCUUGGUUCUAUUAAA